Molecule: messenger RNA, 1635 nt
Organism: Nyctereutes procyonoides (raccoon dog)
Lineage: Eukaryota; Metazoa; Chordata; Mammalia; Carnivora; Canidae
Gene: DNAJC3
Product: DnaJ heat shock protein family (Hsp40) member C3
Exons: 12
Coding region: 100-1614 (504 amino acids)
Biological process (GO): protein folding in endoplasmic reticulum
Cellular component (GO): endoplasmic reticulum
Molecular function (GO): protein-folding chaperone binding; misfolded protein binding
Source: RefSeq, a predicted model, not a curated record
GCCGAGCGGGCGGGCGGGCGGGCGCGGCUGCACCGUGAGCGCCGGCGGGGCUGCUGGGCCCCGCACCCUGUCUCCUCCUCGCCGCGGGCGCCCUCGGACAUGGUGGCCCCCGGCUCUGUGACCAGCCGGCUGGGCUCGGUGUUCCCCUUCCUGCUGGUCCUGGUGGACCUGCAGUACGAAGGUGCUGAAUGUGGAGUGAAUGCAGAUGUUGAGAAACAUCUUGAAUUGGGCAAGAAAUUACUUGCAGCUGGACAGCUAGCUGAUGCUUUAUCUCAGUUUCAUGCUGCAGUAGAUGGUGACCCAGAUAACUAUAUUGCUUACUAUCGGAGAGCUACUGUCUUUUUAGCUAUGGGCAAAUCAAAAGCAGCACUUCCUGAUUUAACUAAAGUGAUUGAAUUGAAGAUGGAUUUCACUGCAGCAAGAUUACAGAGAGGUCACUUAUUACUCAAACAAGGAAAACUUGAUGAAGCAGAAGAUGAUUUUAAAAAAGUGCUCAAAUCUAACCCAAGUGAAAACGAAGAAAAGGAAGCCCAGUCCCAAAUUGUGAAAUCGGACGAAAUGCAGCGUUUGCGUUCCCAAGCACUUGAUGCUUUCGAGAGCUCAGAUUAUACUGCUGCUAUAACCUUCCUUGAUAAAAUUUUAGAGGUUUGUGUUUGGGAUGCAGAACUACGGGAACUUCGAGCUGAAUGUUUCAUAAAAGAAGGGGAACCUAGGAAAGCAAUAAGUGACUUAAAAGCUGCAUCAAAAUUGAAGAAUGAUAAUACUGAGGCUUUUUAUAAAAUUAGCACACUGUACUAUCAACUAGGAGACCACGAACUGUCCCUCAGCGAAGUUCGUGAAUGUCUUAAACUUGACCAGGAUCAUAAAAGGUGUUUUGCACACUAUAAACAAGUAAAGAAACUGAAUAAACUAAUCGAGUCAGCUGAAGAGCUCAUCAGAGAUGGCAGAUACACAGAUGCGACCAGCAAAUAUGAAUCUGUCAUGAAAACAGAGCCAACUGUUUCUGAAUAUACGAUUCGUUCAAAAGAAAGGAUUUGCCACUGUUUUUCUAAGGAUGAGAAGCCUGUUGAAGCUAUUCGAAUAUGUUCUGAAGUUUUACAGAUGGAACCUGACAAUGUGAAUGCUCUGAAAGAUCGAGCAGAGGCCUAUUUAAUAGAGGAAAUGUAUGAUGAAGCUAUUCAGGAUUAUGAAACUGCUCAGGAACACAAUGAAAAUGAUCAGCAGAUUCGGGAAGGUCUGGAAAAGGCACAAAGGCUAUUGAAACAGUCGCAGAAACGAGAUUAUUAUAAAAUCUUGGGAGUAAAAAGAAACGCCAAAAAGCAAGAAAUCAUUAAAGCAUACCGAAAAUUAGCACUGCAGUGGCAUCCAGAUAACUUCCAGAAUGAAGAAGAAAAGAAAAAAGCGGAGAAAAAGUUCAUUGACAUAGCAGCUGCUAAAGAAGUUCUCUCUGAUCCAGAAAUGAGGAAGAAGUUUGAUGAUGGAGAAGACCCCCUGGAUGCAGAGAGUCAACAAGGAGGUGGUGGCAACCCUUUCCACAGGAGCUGGAACUCAUGGCAAGGGUUCAAUCCCUUUAGCUCAGGCGGACCUUUUAGAUUUAAAUUCCACUUCAAUUAAACCAGCUGUUUUUCUGCUCUU